Messenger RNA from Myotis lucifugus (little brown bat), 1199 nucleotides. RefSeq names its product chromosome unknown C1orf174 homolog (gene CUNH1orf174). Bases 1 to 762 code for a protein of 253 amino acids. NCBI's taxonomy places the organism in Eukaryota, Metazoa, Chordata, Mammalia, Chiroptera, Vespertilionidae. The transcript is spliced from 5 exons. The record is from RefSeq and is a predicted model, not a curated record.
AUGUACCCGCUGUGCUGUGGCCUCCAGGUCUCUGCUGCGUCUGGGCCAGGAAAGGGGAUUCACAGGAAAAGCUGCUGCACCUCCGGGGAAGCCAUCCACCCGCUCACAGGGGCAGUGCGGUCUUCAGAGCGUCUGAGAGCCCGGAGUUGCUCAGCCAAGUUGACCUCUGCCCAGGAAGGCAGGACCGCCACGUCCGGCAGGACAGCAUGUCAGACUUCCUCACACAAAGCCACGGACAGGCGAACUUCCAAGAAGUUCAAGUGUGACCGAGGUCAGCUUGUGAAGUCAGAAUCACAGAAACUGGCCCCUAAGAGCGAGAGUGCGGCCCCACCCCGAGCACCGCCAGGGAGCCCUGGUGGACAUGAGCCCCUGGCGCUGGAGGGAGACGGCCCGUACCCCCCAGGAGAGGCAGCCGGCAUCUCCGCACAGGGGACCGCAGGCCUUCCCUUCGGUCACGGCCGAGUGGUGAGUGACGCGUGCUCGGCCAGGACUGUGGACGGCCUGCCCCGCGCCCUCCCCAGCGGGGAGUCGGACAGCAGCUCCACCGCGGGGGGCGGCUCCGUGCUGCAGAUGGACGGCAGCGCCUUCCUGGAUGACGACAGCAACCAGCCCAUGCCCGUGAGCCGGUUCUUCGGGAACGUGGAGCUCAUGCAGGACCUCCCACCGGCGUCUUCGUCUUGUCCUUCAGUGAGCAGACGGGAGUUCCGGAAGAUGCAUUUCAGAGCCAAAGAUGACGACGACGAGGAGGACGCAGAAAUGUAGGAAUAAAGUACACACAGUGACUGCCUUGCGUAUUGAGUGCGGUAACAGUGGACAGGUUAAGGUUACGGGACUUAGGAAGUUCAUCCUCUGGAGGAUGUGUCCUUAAGCAGACUUCCUGGGGGCUCCGCUGGGAGCCGGGCGUCCUGGCGGGAGGAAGCUGCUGCUGCUUGCACGAGGCGCCUGGUCUCCGUCUGUACAGACGUGAGGAUGGUUUGAGGCGGCCUCGGGCCGGGGUGAAGGAGAGAGGUUUGCAAAGGAAACGCUCCGUAAGUGUUAGCUGUGAUUGCCAGCCUCUCCCCCUCACGGGCUGACCCUCCUCGGGCUGAUUCGGGCGGUUUCGAGAACCCCGGUCUCUGUGUGAGGCUGAGGUUGACCAUGGACUUUUUGCAGGAGUUAUAUGCGAAAAAUAAAAUAUAUUUUGAAAAUAUUUUAAAGAA